This is a messenger RNA of Clunio marinus, 4014 nucleotides long. NCBI's taxonomy places the organism in Eukaryota, Metazoa, Arthropoda, Insecta, Diptera, Chironomidae. The record is from the annotation of a GenBank genome assembly.
AUGUGGAGAAACAUAAUUUUAGUUAUUUUCGUUCUGGCAUGUGGUUAUGUAGAAGCAAAUAAUGAUGUUUCUGAGAAAUCAACUGGGAGAAAAUUGGGACACAUUGAAAUUUUCGCUAAAAAGAUUAUGGCAUUGAUUUUGCCGCUGGUCAUGCUGACUGGAGUAUUAAUAACAAACAUUAUUGUUACGCUCAAAAUCUUAAUUAUUACUGGAAUUUUGAAUAUAAUAAUGGGAGUCAAAACUUUAUCUAUCCGAACUAAAUCAUUUGAGCGUAAUCCUAUUGCUCAGAUAAACAAAUCUCCACAUUCGGGAGCUUUGAGAAGUCCAAAUGAAUUGAUUCAACAAGCAAUUUCACGUUUUAGAGGUUCUCAACCAUCGCAAGGAUCUUCAAAUCAACCUGGACAGCAAUCAUCAACACCAUCAAAUCCUCAAAGACCAUCUGGAUUACAAUUUGAAAACCCACUCAGAGGUCCAAAUGAAUUGAUUCAACAAGCAGUUUCAAGUUUUAGAGGCUCUCAACCAUCACAAGGUUCAUCAAAUCAACCUGGACAGCAAUCAUCAAAUCCCCAAAGACCAUCUGGAUCACAAUUUGAAAACCCACUUUCAGGUCCAAAUCAAUUGAUUCAACAAGCAGUUUCACGUUUCAGAGGUUCUCAACCAUCACAAGGUUCUUCAAAUCAACCUGGACAGCAAUCAUCAAAUCCUAAGAGACCAUCUGGAUUACAAUUUGAAAACCCAUUUACAGGUCCAAAUGAAUUGAUUGAGCAAGCAGUUUCACCUUUUAGAGGUUCUCAACCAUCACAGGGUUCUUCAAAUCAACCUGGACAGCAAUCAUCAAAUCCUCAAGGACCAUCUGGAUUACAAUUUGAAAGUCCAUUUACAGUUCCAAAUGAAUUGAUUCAACAAGCAGUUUCACGUUUUACAGGUUCUCAACAAUCACAAGGUUCUUCAAAUCAACCUGAACAGCAAUCAAAAACAUCAUCAAAUACCCAGAGACCAUCUGGAUUACAAUUUGAAAAUCCAUUUACAGGUCCAAAUGAAUUGAUUCAACAAGCAGUUUCACCUUUUAGAGGUUCUCAACCAUCACAAGGUUCUUCAAAUCAACCUGGACAGCAAUCAUCAAAUCCACAGAGACCAUCUGGAUCACAAUUUGAAAACCCACUUAGAGGUCCAAAUGAAUUGAUUCAACAAGCAGUUUCACCUUUUAGAGGUUCUCAACCAUCACAAGGUUCUUCAAAUCAACCUGGACAGCAAUCAUCAACAUCAUCAAAUCCACAAAGACCAUCUGGAUUACAAUUUGAAAAUCCAUUUACAGGUCCAAAUGAAUUGAUUCAACAAGCAGUUUCACCUUUUAGAGGUUCUCAACCGCCACAGGGUUCUUCAAAUCAACCUGGACAGCAAUCAUCAACAUCAUCAAAUCCACAAAGACCAUCUGGAUUACAAUUUGAAAAUCCAUUUACAGGUCCAAAUGAAUUGAUUCAACAAGCAGUUUCACGUUUCAGAGAUUCUCAACCAUCACAAGGUUCUUCAAAUCAACCUGGACAGCAAUCAUCAAAUCCCCAAAGACCAUCUGGAUUACAAUUUGAAAAUCCAUUUACAGGUCCAAAUGAAUUGAUUCAACAAGCAGUUUCACCUUUUAGAGGUUCUCAACCAUCACAAGGUUCUUCAAAUCAACCUGGACAGCAAUCAUCAACAUCAUCAAAUCCCCAAAGACCAUCUGGAUUACAAUUUGAAAGUCCAAUUACAGGUCCAAAUGAAUUGAUUCAACAAGCAGUUUCACCUUUUUCUCCAAGAGUUGGUAGUGUAGGUUCUUCAAAUCAACCUGGACAGCAAUCAUCAAAUCCCCAAAGACCAUCUGGAUCACAAUUUGAAAACCCACUUAGAGGUCCAAACGAAUUGAUUCAACAAGCAGUUUUACCUUUUAGAGGUUCUCAACCAUCACAAGGUUCUUCAAAUCAACCUGGACAGCAAUCAUCAAAUCCCCAAAGACCAUCUGGAUCACAAUUUGAAAACCCACUUUCAGGUCCAAAUGAAUUGAUUCAACAAGCAGUUUCACCUUUUAGAGGUUCUCAACCAUCACAAGGUUCUUCAAAUCAACCUGGACAGCAAACAUCAAAUCCACAGAGACCAUCUGGAUCACAAUUUGAAAACCCAUUUACAGGCACAAAUGAAUUGAUUCAACAAGCAGUUUCACCUUUUAGAGGUUCUCAACCAUCACAAGGUUCUUCAAAUCAACCUGGACAGCAAUCAUCAACAUCAUCAAAUCCACAAAGACCAUCUGGAUUACAAUUUGAAAAUCCAUUUACAGGUCCAAAUGAAUUGAUUCAACAAGCAGUUUCACCUUUUAGAGGUUCUCAACCAUCACAAGGUUCUUCAAAUCAACCUGGACAGCAAUCAUCAAAUCCCCAAAGACCAUCUGGAUCACAAUUUGAAAACCCACUUUCAGGUCCAAAUGAAUUGAUUCAACAAGCAGUUUCACGUUUCAGAGGUUCUCAACCAUCACAAGGUUCUUCAAAUCAACCUGGACAGCAAUCAUCAAAUCCCCAAAGACCAUCUGGAUUACAAUUUGAAAAUCCAUUUACAGGUCCAAAUGAAUUGAUUCAACAAGCAGUUUCACCUUUUAGAGGUUCUCAACCAUCACAAGGUUCUUCAAAUCAACCUGGACAGCAAUCAUCAAAUCCUCAGAGACCAUCUGGAUUACAAUUUGAAAAUCCAUUUACAGGUCCAAAUGAAUUGAUUCAACAAGCAGUUUCACGUUUCAGAGAUUCUCAACCAUCACAAGGUUCUUCAAAUCAACCUGGACAGCAAUCAUCAACAUCAUCAAAUCCCCAAAGACCAUCUGGAUUACAAUUGGAAAAUCCAUUUACAGGUCCAAAUGAAUUGAUUCAACAAGCAGUUUCAAGUUUUAGAGGUUCUCAGCCACCAACAACACAAGCUUUGUCUUUGGAUAGUGAAAAUCCUCUAAAAACCCAGAUCAAUAAUCAGAGUGAAUUUGCUCUUAUAAGAAAUAUAAAUGAUAGUGAAGAUCAACAAUCAACUUCAGGAAAUACAAGUGACGAUGAAGAAUAUAGACACAAAAAUUCAAAUAUUACACUAAGUCCAUUUAAAAAUGCAGUUUCGGAAGAAGUCUCCAAACCUCAGUUUCAUAGGAUACCAUUCCUUAUUCAAAUACCUUCUGAUGUAGUUUCUCUCCAAAACCAUGAAUCGUCACCAAAUAACUCAAAUAUCAAUCCAACAGCAACUGAAGGUGUUUCAUUACCUCAACUUCAUGGGGUAUUACGUAAUCAAGAAAUACCUUCUGAUAAAGUUUCUCAUCCUUAUAGUCAUAACUCUACAAUUGGUAACACAGAUCACAUUCCAACCUCCACCGAAGGAGUUUCACUCCCUCAUCUUCGAAUUUUGAAACCUUCAAUCCAGAUUAAUCCUUCUCAUUCGCUUCUUUCACCUUUUCAACAAGAUUACACAUACAAUAGUUUUGACACACCACAUUCCAAAUUUACUUCACCUAUUUCUUACGAAACCAACGAAAAUGGAUACCAACCAAAAGAAAUUGCUAAUGAACAAAAAGUAUUUAAUGAGCUUUCUGGAUACAAUGAUAAAAGCACUAAAGAUACAAUUUUUUCAAUUAUUCCAUCUGUCUCUCUUGAAAUUGAAUAUCAAAAGCAACAAGCUGAUAUCCAGCUUCCUAAUAAUUUGAAAGAUUCUACUGGAGAUUCAUCGCUUCAAAACAAACCUGUGACACAAAAUUUGAAAACUUUUAUCGUUUCCCAAGCACUACCUGAGGAAAUUAUAAACAAUAAGCAUUCGAAAGUUUCUUCAACAAAGUUUCCUUCAUCAACUAUGUUGACAGAACAAGAACAAAAUAGUAAUAAUAUCGAAGUUCCAAAACUUCCCCAUAUCCAGUCUAUAAAUUACGAAAAUAUAAAAACAAAUCAAAAUAAUUAUAAUUCUUCCAAUUUAAUUAUAGAUAUAGAAUCGAUAAAUGACAUUAUCAAUUCAAUACCAGACAAUUGA